This is a messenger RNA of Medioppia subpectinata, 1884 nucleotides long. Lineage: Eukaryota; Metazoa; Arthropoda; Arachnida; Sarcoptiformes; Oppiidae. The record is from the annotation of a GenBank genome assembly.
AUGGCGGCGAGUCGGGGUCACACAGAAGUUGUCAAAUCCAUUGUACAAAAAGGAGAGAGUGUUGACGCAAAGACCAAUGAGGGAUUCACAGCUCUUCAUAUCGCCGUCCAAUCGGGUCACGAAAAAGUUGUUGAAGUAUUGCUUGGAAUGGGAGCAGCCGUUCAAUUGACUGCUGGCAAGAAUGGCGAAACACCUUUACAUACGGCUUCCAGAAUACCCAAUGGUAUAAAGUGUGUCGAAAUGCUUAUCAAAAGUGCAAAUCCUGCCCUUCAGAACAAUACCGGAGAAAAUGCAUUGCAUAUAUCGGUUAAGGACUGCCACUACCCUAUAGUAGAAAAUAUAAUUCAAUACAUGAUAGAAACUUCAAGCAAAGAUGAUGCCAAAAAAUUGGUUAAUCAACCCAAUAAAAAUGGGGAGAGUUGUGUGCAUUACGGCGCAAACCUGCUGUCCAAAAAUGCCCACUAUGUCAAUGAAGACAGAGAUUUGAUGCGACUUUUACUACAGACUGGAGGCAACCCUUUGCUCGAAACAUCUGAGAAUGGAUGGCCGCCAUUAUUCUACGCGUGCUCUCACGGACACCCAGACAUCAUACGAAUGCUUCUCAAUCAGAACGCAAGGGUCGAUGUCUUCGAUGAGAGAGGUCAGGCGGCGCUUCACAUAGCGGCAGAACUGGGACACGAGGAGGUGGUGGACAUAUUGCUCGCAUCCAAUGCUUUUGUGAACGUUAGGAACAAACAUGGUAUGACUCCUCUCCAUUUGGCCGCCCGGCGGGGCUUCAACUCAAUUGUCAAACAGUUGGUGCUCUCACACGGAGCUCUUCUCGACGCCUUCACUUUGACCAAACAAACUCCACUGCAUUUGGCGGCAGAGAACGGACAGUUGGAAGUGUGUAAUACGUUGCUCACAAUGAAGGCCGAUGUGAACGCCACGGAUAAUCACUCUCAAACACCGUUACAUUUGGCUGCAGAACACGACCACUCGGAAGUGUUGAAACUAUUCCUGAAGCACAAUCCCGAGAGACUAUCGGUUCCCAACAAGAAUGGCUAUACCUGUGCUCAUAUCGCCGCUGCGAAGGGAAGUGUAGCCGUUAUUAAAGAAUUAAUGCGAUUAAAUCAAGAAUCCGUUAUUAACGCUAGAAUUUCGAAAACAAAGUCAACGACUUUGCAUUUAGCCGCAGAGGGCGGACACGUGGAAGUGGUUCGGGUGUUGCUUCAGGCCGGGGCUAAAGCGACCGAUGAAAAUGCCGAAGGAUAUACAGCUUUGCACUUAGCGGCAAAGAAUGGUCACGUGAAGGUAUUGAGUGCUCUUAAGGAACAGUCAACCGCACACUGGAAAGUCUGCAGUCGGAGGAUUGGAUUGACAGCGUUGCACGUGGCGGCGGCUUUUGGUCAGGCAGAUUUCGUAGGAGAAAUGCUAACACAAGUGCCGGCAACCAUCAAAAGUGAACGACCACUCAUUGACCCGAGCGGUGACUAUGGCAUCACUCCUUUGCAUUUGGCCUCACAGUCUGGCCACGAAAGUGUUGUCCGUUUGUUACUCAAUAGUCAGGGCGUAACAGUUGACGCGCCCACAGAAGUUGUGGGAACAAUUCCAAUGCAUUUGGCGGCACAGGGCGGACAUCUAUUAGUAGCUGGACUUCUCAUCAGUCGUACUACUGAACAGUUAUACCGAUCCGACAAAUAUGGCCGAACACCACUUCAUUUGGCCGCAUCUUAUGGUCACAGAGAUAUGGUUAACCUUCUGUUAGGACAGGGCGCUCAGAUCAACACUCAGGACAAUAGGGGAUGGUCUCCAUUACAUUACGCUGCGAGACAUGGUUUCAUAGAAGUGGUGCAACUGCUUAUGGAUAGCGGAGCGGAUCCAACACUGCGAGCAAAGGACGGU